UAUAGUAAGCGGUGCUCGGCAACGCACCAGUCAGUAGCACACGAGCGCUCGUCCGAUGAGCAUCUCUCUCAGACACGAGAUCUCCAGCUCUACUUUAGUUAAUCACACACGCGACUUGACAACGAAGUGACUGUCGGUCUGACUUGUGCACUUUGACUAGUGUAACUCGAAAGCAAUGUUACAGUAGAGCAGCUGCACCAGAGACCACAAAACUGUGAAACUGUCGAUCCGUCGUGCGCAUCGGUUAUUAAUCACUGCGCUCUCCUAUUGCACGCAAAGCAAUUAUCGUUUACCGUUUUUUUUUGUCGUGCAUAGCCGAGAAAAACUUGGUGUACUCGAGAAGAGACAGCCGGACCUUCUCGUCAAACGGCGAGAAGGAGGUGUACCACACCAUUAAAGUAUCGCCGUAGGAGCAGGAUUUAUCGCGAGUGUGGUGAUAAUUAAGAAGUCAAAAGUGAAGUGAGCGCGGAAGUUGGAGCGCGCGCGCCACUUUCGACGAGCUCUCCCAUCAUCAGCUCGCAAAAAUGGUGCCACAGCAGCAAGACAGCCCCUCGAGCUCGGGUCUGCCGAUGUUCGGCUCCCUGCUCGUCGACAAAAACUCCUCGACGCCAUACUCCGAUGCCACACAGACCAAAAAGAACAACCCUAACCAUAUAAAGCGACCGAUGAACGCCUUCAUGGUUUGGUCGCAGAUCGAGCGCAGGAAAAUCUGCGAAGUGUCGCCGGACAUGCACAAUGCAGAGAUAAGUAAGAGGUUGGGUAGACGCUGGAAGACUCUAGAUGACGCUGAGCGCAGACCGUUCAUCGAGGAAGCCGAGAGGCUGAGACAACUGCACAUGAUGGAAUACCCCGACUACAAAUAUCGGCCCAGAAAGAAGACCAGCAAACCUCUGCCUACCACCAAAUCCAAGGAGCUCAAAAAGAGUAAGAAAUCCUCGUCCUCAAGCAGUAGCAGCAACAGUAGCACUUGCUCCAACACUUCGUCGGCUUCGUCUUCCGCGAGCGCAAGCCCGAGCUCGCCCAAGAUGCGCAACGACACCAACAAUAAUCAACAGACCCCACUGAAGAGGCUCCAAACGAUGCCUACGACCAACCCCAUCUCCAGGCCCAAGAUCAGGCUCGCUCUCGACAAGAGGCCCCUCACCUCGACGACAACUUCAGCGACGACACAGAGCAGCGACUAUACUCCCACGCCGCCGAUCGCCACUGCUAAGGUACCCAACAGCCCCUCUUGCGACACGCCCGACUCGCCCGAGUCUGCCAGCUACUUCGACGACCACUUCACCGACUGCCACACGCAGAUCGCUGGUCUUCAUCACCAACAACAGCAGCAGCCGCACCAUCACCACCACCACCACCAUCACCAGCAGCAGCAACAGCAACAGCAGCAGCAGCAGCAGCAGCAGCAGCAGCAACCACCACAACAACAACCACAUCAUCAGCAACAACAGCAGCAGCACAAAUUCAUCAAGCAAGAGACGAUGGACUUUGCGUCGCCAGACUUCACCAGCGAUAUGUUUCUCUCGUCUGUCAGGUCGUCCUACAACAUCGAUCUGAAUCUUGCGAGAAGCGCCGCUUUCGAGCAGCAACAGCAACAGCAAGUUGCCUAUCAAGCCUCGCAAGUGUUCAUCAAGGAAGAGCCAGUGGAGAUGGCCAGCCAAGGUGGUCAGCAGAUGGUGGUGAAAAGUGAAGAACCAGCAAACACGAGCCUCGCCGAUCUCGACUCGUUGACGGAUCUGCUGCAGAUUCAACCGUCGGACUUCAAGCAGUUGGACCUCGACAUGGAAACGAUCACGAACGAGCUCGAAAGCUUCACCGGUGGACCUGAAUUCGCCUGUACGCCCGACGUCAGCGACAUGUUCGACAUCGGCGUGAGCGACGCCGUGCCGUGGGCGGGAUUCUGAGACGAGGAGAGCGACGGGCUCGAGGGCCGCGUCAACGGUGACUCCGUGCUCUUCGACCAACCCGUAAUCUCCGUCUCAUCUUCUGAUGACGCUGACAUUACUCAGCAGCAGCAGCUCAAGCUCAAGCUUCGAAGAAGCAAGAAGGCCAAGAAGUUGCAAAAGAGAAUGAAAAAGAAGAGGCCGAGCAAGUCCAGUCGGCAACUCGUCGCCGCACUGCUGCUCUAACUGAGAGGGCGCCAAUUUUAAUACGUUGUGUUCAUUACCCAAACUCAAAGUGAUCUCUGUGUUUAUCUAUUUUUUCUUUCUAUUUUUUCCGUUCUUUCUCCUUUUUAAUGGUAUUCUCUCGGGUAUAAUGUAUCUGUGAACAAUUGAAACAGAGACGAGAAACAAAAAAUGAAAAGAUAAACUCACGCGAGGGAACGCGAGCGGAGUUCCUCAUUCUUGGACACUCAUCUCGCAGAGCGAACCGUACUAAAAGUCGUUUGUCAUACGCGUGGACGCACGCGAAUGCAAAUCGUUGUCCCCUUUCUGCGAGGAAUGAGAGAGAACCCGACGCCGGCAUUUUAAAGGGCCGCUCGCGCGUGUACGCUUGGCUUCCGGAGCGGAAGUAGCAGCAGCAGCAGCAGCAGCCUCCGUACGGCCACCAGCUGCUCCUUGCGAGCGUCGUCAGCUGAUCUCAACCGGUCCAUACCUAUAACACGCCGGUCAGCGCCAUCACACCACACAACACACCUUUGCAUUGUGUAUCGAAGUCGAAGCGAGCUGAGCUUCCCGGAAGCGACUUAACUUCGUGUGCUAUAUACUCUCUCUCACCCUUCUCUUCUUUGCGGCUGCCCGUUCACGCUACGGAUAUAAAGGAGCGCUUCCGCGAACCUCGGCCCUCUCGACCUAAAGGCAGAACAGCGAGGUUUGUCACGCGCCUGCCUCCUCUAUAUACCUAUAAGCGACUUGUUCUCUUCAGCGGCUUAUUUAAAGUCUUGUAGUUUCGUUCUUGAAUGUUUUUUUCAUUCACGGGGGGGGCGAGUUGAGAAAGUGAGAGAGCUCCCUAAGGCGGUGCAUAUAAGAUUGAAUUGAACUCUGAAAAACUUACACUUGUCGCAAGCGGCUGUAGUAUACACACUUAUCGACGCGAGCAUUCGAGGCGCGAAAAGCCGAACGCGUUUUUUGUACAUGUACUGUAGCAUACUAGAAGCCUAAGGACAUUUUUGUACGACGCGCGAGUUCGUGGCCGACCUGCGAUCGCGAUCGGACCUACAGUCUUGAGGCAGCUUCUUCCUUAAUAAAGCAAAAAAAAAAAAGAUUUCUUCACGCUGCUUGCCCGAUUGCCAACGCAGCUCGGCUGAUCAUCGCGAAAACUCCCCCUACCCUGAUGUGUAUAUCGAUAAUAGAUGCUUAUUUAGUAAUAUAUCGAUUCCUUGUAGGAUAUAAAAGAUUAUAAUGGUACGCAUCCAACUAUAGCCAGUGUUGGUUUUUUUUUCAAUCAAUAUCCUAUUUGGCGUGAGAGAUAAUUUUUAAAAAAAGUACAUUGCGAAGUUUAUUUUUUCGAAAUAACCGCUUGGCACAUCAACGCCGCUCGUGAUUCUCGAUCAUUAACCGACAAUUUUCUUAAUUUCCGUCGAAUUCUAAAAAAAAAGAAAGAAAAAAAAUAAAUUAUUUAUUUAUUGUUUGUACAAUCGCGCACUGAAAAUCGAUCGAAAGACCAAAAAAUAUAUAAAAUAAAAAAAGAAGGAUGAGACGCAAGAUCGUUGAUUUGACGAUCAGUUUGGAUCGAGAAUGGCGAACGAAGACAAUUGUUAGUUGAUGUCAUGUGGUUGUUUCACGUUUUUAAAAGGACACACAAAGAUUAAUUUUAUUGAACGAACGUGGCGACGCGAUUUACGCACACUGAAUAACACUUACACUGACUCAUUUCUUUUGCAAAUCUUGUACGAAACUGAUUGUACACAACGAUAUACACGCGUCAAACAAAAAAGAAAACGCACACCAUUUGUUGACAGAGCGUCCAAUACUAGAGAGAACAAGAGCGAGGAACAAUUGAUAAUUUUUUUCUAAAACAGAGUAAAGAUUAAUUAACUACUAUACUAUUAAUGAUAAUUGUAUUAUUACGAAGAGAACACAUUGCGGCAGAACGAUGUCUUAAUGUAUGCCCAUAACAAAACUACGUCUUAAGAUCAUAACGUUAUAAAGGAAAAAAAACUCUUAUUGUUUUUGUUUUUGUCUUCAUGCAUAUAAAUAUAUAUAAUAUAUAUAUAUAUAUUGAGCGGCGCCAAGUUAGCGUCUUGUAUACAUAGUUAGAAGUUAAGAGAUUAAUUGAAAGAGCAACAUUUUAAACGAUUGUACACUCUAAAGUUUGCAUAUAUUAUAUAAAUAUAUUUACACUCAGACACUCACACAAGCGACACACAAUACAAACACACUUGAUGAAAAAAGCGAAAGAGAAAAGAGAGAGCGUGUCCAGAUUUUUCGAUUAGGGCCGAGAAUAGACGCGGGCCAGUAUGGUUGGCCCAGUUCCGCCUGUACGAACUAUCAAAUAUCAAACCUUGAUCUCAUGUUUCUUUUAUUACGUUUACCUUUAACUAUUAACGUUUACCGACUUAUUAUCGAUGUAAUUAACGUAACUUGUUUUUUCUUUUUCUAUACUGUCAAGCGAUCCUAUACUAUCAUUUUUCUUUUAUGCAUCCUACAUCGGUACUUUUUCGUUUGCUCUUUGACUGUUCAUUUCUCGAGCCGAGGGAAAUAAGAAAGUUGAAAUAUCAAGAAAGAGUAGAAUAAACGCGCUUGUGUAGUCUUUUGCUGGGUCUAGUGUUCGAGUAAACGCGGCGAGCAAGCAAGAGAAAGAGUCAUACGUUGAGAAAAGUCGUGAGAAUGAUUUAGUUUUGCCCUUUCUUGCGUUAUGUUGUCUAUUAGUCAGCCGUUCUUACGGGAUAACACAUAAAAAUUGAGAAAAAGGAAAGAAGAGACAAUUAAAAAUCGUGUAGGAAAAAGAGAUGAAGGUUAGAGAACGAUAGGGGACGGACAACUAAGCUACAAAUUAAACAAAACAAAAAAAAAUAGUGCCUACCACCUCCAAUCUUUGAAGGAAAGAAAACUGUUGUACAAAAUUUAAUACAGGGCCCAUAAAUAAAAAGAGAGAAAAAAAAACUAAAAAUAUGUUAGACUUGUAUUUAAAUGCAAAAUGCUACAAAUCAAUUAAAUGAUUACACUGAACAAUCAUCUUUAUUGAUAAGAAAUUAAUUGUUCUCGGUAAAGCUUUUAAUAGAAAAAAGACGAUAAUAAAGAUUUAUUAAAGAGACGUGGGGGAUGGGGGGUACGAACGAAAAGUUUCGAUCACUACAUUUUAAAAACACUCAAUAAAACAGGCACGUUUUCUCUAAAAAAGUAGGAAAUCAUAAUCAGACAGAUGUAUAGACAAUUACUACAACAUAAAACAGGCUGUGAAGUAUCUCUGGAUAAGGGAGAAAAAUCAAAUCGGGUGGAGCGUCGGACGGGGUGAAAGAAUAUAGUGGAGUCAAUCGGAUCGAGCGUGGAAAAGAGAGAGAGAGAGAGAGAGAGAAAAAAAAAGAAAAUAAUGCGUUGCCCGAUAGUAAGCGAUAAAAGAAACUGCCAUUUUUUCAGCCAGAGCAGAAUAAUAGUCGAUGUGUUCAUCAUUUACGUUCGCAGCCACGUGUACACGCACCUUUGCAAUAGGACAUAUCAAGACCGUAUCCGAUCACAACCGACGUGCUUUUCUUUCGAAGUGAAAUGAAAUGAAAGAAAAAAGUUGAGAAAAAGAGAGUAAGAUUCACCGAAAAAUCUUGAAAUGCCAAAUACGUAAAGAGGGUGAAACACGUUGGGAAUGGCCAGUAGCUUAUCGUUUGAGCGUCGUUCGUUGCGUCAACUUGUGUGCGGAAAAUAUAGAAGGUGCGCGCGUUCUAAGGGGUCGGCAAGAAAGAAUAGAAAGGUUGUUUUUUCUCAUGCUGAGAAAGCUUUUGAACUUAUCGCUCUUGAUAGGAAUUUAUUGGCGUUGAGGGGAUGGGCCGUGGAAAUUGAGCAAGUUUUUCUGGACAAAUAAGUGGAAGGAAAGAGACAACUUAUUCUCGUGCGCUUGCGAUCGUCCGGUUUUUGCGCCAUUUUUUAUCGCUCGACAAAUUGAAAUCUGUCCGAUCCUCUCUCCGUUCAAUUUUUCGGCACGAGAUUAGCAUUCAAGAUCUAUUUUUCUUUUUCAGAGAGUCGUUAAUGGAUGUGGAAUAUAAAUUUUUCAAGUUAAGAACGUAGAUGUUAUAGUUAUUGACGCGCGCACGAGUCACUUUUUAUCGGCGCGGAUAUUUGAUAAAUUGUGGAAAAUUACACUUAAUGAUAAUAAACUUUUGUUCGUGGCUUUUAUCGUACUUGUGAAAGUGGUUAUAUUUGCGCAAUUUGUGAUGUUUUCUUUUACUAAUAUUGAAAAAACAGUAAAAAUUUAUGCAUUAUUAUUCUAUAUAGUAUUCGUGUGGAAAACGUAAAGAUGUAAGAGAUAAUGUUCUUUUCAAAAAAGAGAUCACACCUAAAGGUUACGAUAAGUUCCGACGAGGCGAGCUAACAAUGCUUUUUCCUCGCGAAAGAAAUGUUUUGAGAGCUCGGUGAUGAAUUUUUUAAACGAGUGAGAAAAUCAAUAAUUCAAUGUUAAAAAAAUGUAUUAAAAAACUAUUAACGAAUUUUCAAUGAUAUAACGCGGCUGGCUGCAGAGGAGAGGCUGCGGAAACAUCUGAUGGAACUUCGUCCACUUGUUACCCGAGAUGAACAAAAAAAUCUUUUUUUAAGAGAAAAAAAAAACAAACAAAAAAAUGUGGAUAAAUUUUAUCGUGAAAAGUAUUUAUUAUUCUAGAUUUAAUAAAUUAUAACGUUUGUAUUUAAAAGAGAGAAUAACGUGAAGAAAAGAUGAAAAUCCUAAUGACAACGAAAAAAACCUCCGUUCUCCUUUCUCUGCUACCGUCGAAUUAUGUCUUCUAUUAUUGUGGAUGCUGGCGGUAGACUAUAGAGAUUUUGCUACAAUAAAAAAGUAAAGAGAUAGAAACAUAUUUGCGUACGAAUCGAUCGGAGUACGUAUGUUGGAUAUUUUCGAGAGACCUCGAUACUCUACCGUGCGCUUUCUUGUGUUACGAUUAGGAUUUUCCAAUUUUUAACUAACAUAAGGUUGAAAAAGUAUAUAUAUAUACAUGUAUUAUAUAUAUAAUAAAAAAUAAUAUAGAUGUGUAGUAGUUUUUAACAAAUUUUUAGCAUUGUAUAUAUGUCCAAUUGAAAUAAACAAAAUUAGAGAGAAAGAGCAUCGGGCGGCAAAGGUUGUUUAACAUCGUUUUUGUGCGUGUUAUUCUUUUUGAUUUUACGAAAACACUAUUGAACGGAGUAAACAAUACAACAAAAUUCAUUUUCGUCCUCAGGAGUGUUCAAAUUCUUGUGUAAGGUAAAAAUUUAAGGAAAGCAUCUAUGUAUCAGAGGGUAUUGCGCUUGGUGUACAUAAUUAAACCUCAAAGUCAUGCAUUGUCCGUCUUCUUAAUUUCAAAGUACCUUAUUAGGCGUGGCGCGUGCGCGCACGCAAACAGUCAGGACUAGUCGAUAUAUGAGCGCCGGUUCGCGUUCAUUUUUUUUCUUUUUUUUUCUCGGGGGCUGAUGCGAUGCCGGUGCGUGCAAGCAUUUUUUUUUUUCUUAUUCUAACGCAAUUUUUCGAUUACUACAAUCAACGAUACUCUCCCUUUCAAAAUUCUUCAACUAGUUUUUCUGUCAUGAAAAACUUCUUUUGGUUUUAGUUUGUAUUUUUUGUAUGCCAACAAUCGAAUUGCAUCGCGUUGAUCCAAGAGCGCAAAAGCUUUGACUUUGGUUCAAUCCAACGAUCGUCUAAGCUCUUUUGCUCGGGAUGUUUCGACAACAUAUCUAUUUAUUUUCAAAAUUGAGAACCACCUUUUGGAAACACUGCGGAGAGUACACCACAGUGCAAUAACAUUGAUUUUUAACGAAGUCGCAAUACGGAGGGACUUUACCGAUAACGAGAUACGUAAGGAAGCAAAAUGUAGUUUUCCUCUUUUGACAUUCUACCGUAACGAAGAAGCUAUUUUUUGCAAAAUAACAAAUAAAUUUAAAAAUUUGAUGAAUGAAAAAUACGAUGCUAUCGGUGCUCUAGGGGUUCACCGGUAACUACGAAUAUCGAUAUAGACGAAAAGAGAAAUGGGGAUUAAGAAAAAGCAUAGCAAUAUUUUUACACGAAGUCGAUUUGCAAAUAACUAUUGCCGAGUUUCGUUUGUUAGAGGUUUUUUUUUCUUAACUAUCGAGCGAUUUAAUUAUCGUUUUCUUUCGUUUGCUUCUUUGCUUUUGUUCUAUUUCCUUUCUUUUUCACUCUUCUUUCAUUUUUCUCAUGUUUUUUUAUACUUUGCGUUUGUUCUCUCUUCCGACAAGUUUUGUGCGAGGAUCGCGAAGAGUUUGUGUUUUUUUAUUUUGUUUUGUUUCAUUUAUUUACUGAUACGCGUGUUGAAUCUGGAAAUGAAACAAGCGUCGAUAAUUUCUGUAAGGUUUGAACAAGAAAUAAGAGAUGUAAUGAUUAUCCAGAAAGAUAGAAACACGUCUUUAAAUUAUCUAUUCUAGCUCCUAAGUUACGCCUAUACAUAUAAGGAAAGUGAAGUUAUGCUAACGACUAACUUUAAAAAGACCCAACUGUACAUUUGUAUUUAGUCCCCUUGUUUAUAAUACUUAUUAUCUUGUUAUUAAGUACCCGAUUUAUAUCAUUUUUUAU
Phymastichus coffea is the source of this 8643-nucleotide messenger RNA. RefSeq names its product sex-determining region Y protein-like. Bases 525 to 1904 code for a protein of 459 amino acids. The transcript has 2 exons. Gene Ontology annotation, biological process: anatomical structure morphogenesis; regulation of DNA-templated transcription; cell differentiation. Gene Ontology annotation, molecular function: DNA-binding transcription factor activity, RNA polymerase II-specific; RNA polymerase II cis-regulatory region sequence-specific DNA binding. NCBI's taxonomy places the organism in Eukaryota, Metazoa, Arthropoda, Insecta, Hymenoptera, Eulophidae. The record is from RefSeq and is a predicted model, not a curated record.